Messenger RNA from Amoebophrya sp. A25, 632 nucleotides. The record is from the annotation of a GenBank genome assembly. NCBI's taxonomy places the organism in Eukaryota, Dinophyceae, Syndiniales, Amoebophryaceae.
AAGAAAGUCUAAAGGUUUUAGAAGAAAAUCAUCGCCAGUUUUAGUAUCCGCUCGUACAACCACGACAUACCUGUUCUACUUAUGAUAUGGAGUUUUACUUAUACUUUUAGGUCGUGAGACUGAGAUCCACGCACCAAAUCACGAACAAGAUGAGCGCAGGAGGAGAAGCGAUUCGCUUCCUUUUCGCGACGCGCCAAAAGCGUGACCGGGACAAGGCGCCAAAGGUUACUAUACAUGACCAGCACCUACCCACGGAGCUGAUGUGCAGUUUGACCACAGAGUCUGACUUUUCCUGCGGACGCCGCAAGCUGUAUGUUUACGAGCACGUGGCCACGAAAACUAAGCUUUCGAACGUGGCGCAGUUCGCGAAAUUGGUAAGCAAUGGGGUGGGUGCCUUUUUUUUCGGAAAGAGGAGCGAUCAAGGUGGAGGCGGCUCGCGCGCUGCAGAAGCACAACAAGGAGAAGAUGCUACACACAGCAAGGCUCCUGCUCCACCUCCGGGUGCUAGUAGGUACGUGACAAUGUUAAACUGCAAGUAUUUCCUAACGCGCAGAGCAGGCGAAGAAGCCUCGGAAGGAUACAGUCAGAAGGAGCGGCGACGGAUGACUCUAGCAAGGCAGGUGGGGACUUAG